AAGAUUCCUCUUUAGCAUCAGUCAAUUCUUAUGGUCAUCCUUCAUCAGUAUAUCAUCAUCUGUGUCAUGCAUCGUGUGUCAAAGCUGUUUUGCUGUGUUGUGUGAGAGCAGCAGUGUUUGUCGCGUGAAGUGGGCGGGUCAGUGCUGCUGAUGAUGUCAGUGUUGAGGGUUCAGCUGGACUGACUAACUCACUGACCGCUGGAUCUGAUCUGCCGGAUCACUGCCGGAGCCGCUCUUCCAGCGCGAGGAAGUGUUGAGUGUGAAAUAUUCUGGUCACUCUGAAAUAUCAGCCACAACUGUUGAGUCCAUAAGAAGAGGCACAUCUAGAGAAAACCAUACGUCUGAACAUGAGGAGCGUCAUAUGUUUCAUAGCUCUUUUUCUGUGUCUGAGAACCACAGCUUCAGAUUCCAGUGCGAUCUGUGAGCUGGAGAGUGUUCCCGGAAACCGCAAUGAUUGGAUCGUCCUGCAGGAAAUGUCUCUGGGAUGCUGUACGGAUUUCACCAGCCAGGACGGGAAAGAAGUCCACAUCCUCAAGCUGCUAUCCUCACCUGGAGAAGAGAUAAUUUCACAACUCUUCUUAACUGAAGCAAACCCAUCGGUGGUGAUCAUCACCUCCAGAAGCAAACUAAACAUCAUGCUACUUGGCAAUACCGAAGUGAACAUCUACGUAACAAACAACACUUCAAUACAUAUGAUGAAGUCAGUUGGAGGACCUCCACAAACAAACAUUACCUCGUUCCCAGACAGCGAUUCUGAAGUUCUGAAAUGGGCAGUAGAGACAUUUGGUGGAGUGACGUCCUUCACCACAGCACGAGAUCCCGAGAGCAUCACUUUCACCGGGAUUAAAGUUGCACAGCGACCAUCAACGUGUGUCCUGCAGCUGGAAACACCAGCAGAUAAAUGUUUCAUUGAUCUGAAGCUGAAAUCUCAAUCUGAUGAGCUCAAAUCAUGUUACAAAAAGCCUUCUGAGGAACCACUGCACGUGAUCAAUAUUCCUGAUGACAUCGAAAUACGGAAUGUUUCUUUGCAUAUACCACCCAAGUCCACCAAAUUGUUCCUGAGAGGUCCAAAAGGCACUGAGUGGAUCAUCAAUGACGCUAAAGAUAUCAAAUGGCUGACGAACAAUCAUAUAAUCUUAAAUGGGAUGAGGGUGCCUUCGGGGGCGACGUUCUCUGAUGACCCUAGAGAAAUCAAGAAGGAGGUGUUGUUACGCUACAAAAGCACCAUCACCAGCUACUCUGAGAUCCGUCUCAAUGUGACACACAUCCAGCUGUGGAUCAUGGACAGCACUAGCUCCCCGGUUGUUUCACCUGUAGUAUCAGCAGAAGUGGAGCACACCACACGAGCACCCAGUUCUUUUCCGGUUCCUCUUCAGAUGCAGCUGUUCUCAUCUCCAGACUACAGGUUGCCUCUGGAUCCUAGCAGCAGAGAUCAGAGUGACAAGGGGUUCUAUGCGGAGAUCUCAAUUGAGAGCCUCGGAGAAGAAAUGGUUGGGAUUUUCUCCAGCAUUAAGGUCAGCAGCUGUUGGGUUCGCUCCAUGCCAGUGGUGACGAAAAUAUCGUUCGAAGAGGAGCCAUGCAACAUCAAGAACUGUCCUAAGAGACUCUCCUUCAAGAUGCUUCAGGACCUGCCAUCCAGUUCGUGGGACCUCGAAUGUGCAGUAAAACUUUGUCAUGAAAGUAGAAAUUUUUGUACACCUGAAAUUCAAGUCAAGAGGAGCUUGCAGGUCAAGCCAUAUAUCUCGAACCAAAAUCCGUGUUUUGAGUUCGGACUCUUGGCUGUUCUGGGAAUCGCAUUCGGAGGAUUUCUGAUUGGAGUUCUCCUCACCGGUGCUUUAUGGUUCAUUAAGAUACGAACAGGGCAUCCUGUGGCUCUGGGAAUGAGAUCAACGGCAGCUGAGCUCUCAGUCUUCUCUAUAUCCGGAUGCCCUUGUGGUUUGACCAAACGGCAGCCAGUGCCCACCCACCCGUCUCCCUCCGAGGACAGCAGUGCCAACGCCAGCAUUGGCAGCACCCAGAGCACACCCACCAGCAGCAUGGCAUAAUGCCAUUGCCAUGCGUCUCUCUGCACCUAACGCUCUCUCCCUCUUGAAACCAUCUCGCUCCACAUGUCCCAUCAUCCAGAGCGAAAGAAAAAGAGAGUCAGUAGCAAUCCUGAAACAUUCCCUGUACCUCACAAUACUCCAUUUGCAUUCCCGGCUACGGGAAGUCAGUGGGGACGAAGAACAAAAAAAGAAAAAAGCUUGGCUCCCAGAGACAGGAAAAACAAUGCAUAACCCCCAGGAACUAACAGGAAAUUCGUCGCAUUCUUGCGCCGGUGCCUCUCUGAUUUCACAGACAAACAGUGGUCUGACGCACCAGUUCGCUUUCAGACACAGCUAAAUGUGGCUCAAAGAGGCGACCGAACAAACGUCAGACCACCCCAUAUCCAAACACUCAUCUGUGGACUGAACUUUUGAAAUAUUCCAACAAAUCAAACUAUUGGACAUGAACAUAAAAGGAAUACCUUGUUUAGUUUUAGAGUUCGUACUGAAAGGCUGUCUCAAAUGGGACAGAUUGGGAAAUGGCUACCUCUGAGUCUCUGUGGAUAUAGAUUUGUUUAAUAUUUGUUUGACCAUAACUAGAAACAGUUGCUGAAUCUCAUGAAAUCUGCCAAAACGUGUCAUAUUUAACCCCUAAUCAAUAGAAAUACAGAAGCAGUACCUUAUUUAUUUUUUAUUUUUUUUAGCAAAGUGACAUUUUCUGAUGCAGUGAAAAAUCAGAAAUGUAAUUCUAAAAUGAGAAUUUUUAUCAGAUUUUCUAUAUUUGCGUUCAUUUUUUAUUUCACUUUAAUGGUAAUACAUAGGUCCUUUUCACAAUAAGAGUAAAAUUACUAAAUCUAAGCAGAGGAGCCUGAUAAAAAAAAUGCUUAUUUUAGAUGAACAUUUCAGAUGGCACUUUGAGACUUUCGAGUCUGAACUCUUAAUAUAUA
Carassius auratus (goldfish) is the source of this 2971-nucleotide messenger RNA. RefSeq names its product endoglin-like. NCBI's taxonomy places the organism in Eukaryota, Metazoa, Chordata, Actinopteri, Cypriniformes, Cyprinidae. The record is from RefSeq and is a predicted model, not a curated record. The coding region runs from base 348 to 2045 and encodes 565 amino acids. The transcript is spliced from 14 exons.